Lates calcarifer (barramundi perch) is the source of this 1974-nucleotide messenger RNA. Its product is annotated as solute carrier family 22 member 2. The transcript has 12 exons. Lineage: Eukaryota; Metazoa; Chordata; Actinopteri; Centropomidae. Gene Ontology annotation, cellular component: membrane. Gene Ontology annotation, biological process: transmembrane transport. Bases 179 to 1849 code for a protein of 556 amino acids. The record is from RefSeq and is a predicted model, not a curated record.
AGCAGUUUUAGCUGUUUUUUGGACUUAAGCUCAGAGAUCAGCCUUGUUAGUAAGGUGGAGUGUGAAGUCUGGCAACGUCUCUGAAGCAGACCACUGGCAUUUCCCUUUAGGCUAUGAUGUACUGAGCAAAACAAAACUUCAGAUUUUAGAAACCCAACAAAUUUGAGUCACAGUAGUAAUGACGACCUUUGAUGACCUUCUGGAGGAGGUUGGGAGUUUUGGUCGCUGUCAGAGGCGUAUCUUCGCCCUCCUCUGUCUACUCUCGUUGCCCUUUUCAGGCGUGUAUGUUGGCAUCGUCUUCCAAGGGUUCACACCAGAUCACUGGUGUCGGGAUUCUGUGGUGGUGCAGAGGAGGGAGGCGUGCAGUUGGAGCCUGGCAGAUAGUCGCAGGCUGACGGUGCCUCUGGUCAACAGCUCUGGAGUCCUGCAGCCAAGCAGCUGUGAGCAGUAUGAGGUGGACUGGAACAGCACAGGACUUACCUGUGACACACAAGAACUGAACCUCAGUGGAGCCCCAGUCUCUUCAUGCAAGGAUGCCUGGGAGUAUGACUAUGAAGGGAGGAAGUCCUUUGUCACAGAGUUUGACCUGGUGUGUUCAGAUGGAUGGUUGGUGGACAUGUACCAGUGCACUCUCAAUGUGGGCUUCCUCGUUGGCAGCUUUGCUUUUGGAUACUUCGCUGACAGGUUUGGCAGGAAGAUCAGUUUCCUGAUGUCCAACAUAAUGAAUGCGAUCUCAGGGAUUGUGUUGGCAGUGAUUCCAAACUACAUUGCUAUCCUGGUGUUCAGGGCCAUCUUUGGCUUCGCAGUCAAAGGGGGAUGGAUGACCUGCUAUGUGCUGCUGACAGAGAUUGUUGGUGUGGAGUAUAGACGAACAGUGGGCAUAUUGUUCCAGAUGAUCUUCAGUGUUGGCGUCCUCAUCCUCCCUCUGCUCGCCUACUACAUCACUGACUGGCGCUGGCUGCAGGUUGUCAUUGCUGCACCCUACUUCCUCUUCCUGUCCUACUACUGGUUGAUCCCAGAAUCUCCACGAUGGCUCAUCUCCCAGAACAAUUCGUCCAAAGCUCUGGAAAUCACUGAAGCUAUGGCCAAGGAGAACAAGAGAAAACUCACCAAGAACUUUGAGACGCUGACUGAGGAUGUGGGUGACUCCUCCUCUGCCUCUUUGCUGGACCUGAUCCGAACUCCAAAUAUGAGGAAACACACUUUCAUCCUCAUGUUCAACUGGUUCACCAGUGCGGUGGUUUAUCAGGGCCUCAUCAUGCGGGUGGGGAUAGCGAGAGGAAACGUCUACAUCGACUUCCUUAUCUCCGGCCUGGUGGAGUUCCCCGCUGCCUUCCUCAUCCUCUUCACCAUCGAACGAAUUGGCCGACGUCUUCCCUUUGCCUUCGCCAAUAUCAUUGCUGGAGCCUCCUGCAUCAUCAGUGCCUUCAUCCCUGACAGUAUGUUCUGGUUUAAGACGGUGGUGGCCUGCAUCGGUCGGCUGGGUAUCACCAUGGCCUUUGAGAUGGUGGUAUUUGUGAACACUGAGCUCUACCCAACGUUUGUCAGGAACCUGGGCGUGUCGGUUUGCUCCACUCUGUGUGAUAUUGGAGGCAUGGUCUCUCCGUUCCUUCUCUACAGACUGGCCGCCAUCUGGCUGGAGCUGCCAUUAAUCAUCUUCGGAGUGGUAGCGUUCAUAGCUGGAGGUUUGGUCCUGCUGCUGCCUGAAACCAGAGGAGUUCCUCUCCCUGAAACGAUUGACGAUGUUGAGUUUCCUAACAGGAAAAAGGAGAAUCCACUGGAGACCCAACAGAUGUCGAAACUUUUAAAAUCAGACGUGACAAGCAACAAGGAAACAACAAGUGUGUGACUGUCGUCGUGUGGAUUCAUGUGCGUACCUGGGUUUUACCUGUGAAACAAUAUGUUGACAUCUGCUGAAAACAAAACAAUUGAAGUAGGUUUUUUAUACAUUUUCUAUAAAGCAUGACGUCCUUA